UCAGAUGGAUAAUGAUGAUGACGAUAAUAACGAUAAUGAUGAUGGUGACAAUGAAGAUGAUACCAAUAUAGAUAAACUAUGGAAGAGAAAAAUAAAAAAGAAAGUGAGUGAGAGGGAAAAAGAAAGAGAGAGAGAGAGAGAGAGAGAGAGAGAGAGAGAGAGAGAGAGAGAGAGAGCAAAAGAAAGAGACACAGAACAUUUAUAUAUCGUAGUGCUAAAGAAAAGGAGUUAGAAAACGAGUAGCAUUUUUGGUUUUUCUACUGCGCGCUUCAUAGGAAUAACUUAGAGGCGAGAUCCUUCUUUUUCAAAAUGUAGGAUAAACAACCAUACGUUUUGGUUUGCGAGGACUCGCGCUCGAUAAAAGGACGAAGAGCUUGGACGGUUGAUUUUAUCGAGUCUAUUUUUAGUAGUUUUGUUUAACGACUAAACGGAACAAGAAAGCGAAGAUAAUAAAGAAAAGAAACCGCACGAUAGAGAUUAUAUAUACAUAUAUCUAUAAAUAUAUAUAUAUAUACAUAUAUAUAUAUAUGUAUAUAUAUAUUAACUAUCCAUGUUAAGCGACGUAUCACGAUCUUGUAUGUAUGAAUAAUGGAGUAUCGAAAAGAAAAAUCAAAUAAAACGUUAUACGAUGAAUGUCCGUUCAAUCUCUUCUUUCGUUUCAAUUUCGUGCCACUCGAACGUUUUCGUUUUACUGAUCAUUGAUAAAAUCGAGAUCUAUAUUACCGACCUAAAGUUAUCUACUCUUUUUUUUUUUUUUCUUUUUUAGUUCUUUUUUCUCUAGUUUUUUCUUCUAAUAAAAUUUUAUUUCGAUAGAAGGUGCAUCGAUCGUUUCAGACGUACAUGCCAGUUGAGUUAGUUCGCUCGAUUGGUAUGGAUCUAUUUUAACAAUAAGGUUAAAAGUAAUACGAGGUACAAAGGAAAUUAAAAAUGCAGACCUUACUGCUGCUCGUCGUAAUUCUACUUUCCAGUAUUAUAACCGCGACGUUUAUAGAAGACGGUCAACAUUGGCAUAAAAUAGCGCAGGAAGAAUUGAAAAAAUCUCUUUCGUAUAAAUGGAAUACAGGUAAAGCGAAAAAUGUAAUAAUCUUUGUUGGCGAUGGUAUGAGUCCCGAUACGAUAACAGCCAGCAGGAUUUAUCGAGGUGGUGAAACGAGUUAUCUCACCUGGGAAAAAUUUCCGCAUGUUGGUUUAUUGAAGACGUACAAUACAAACAAACAAGUGCCAGAUUCAGCAUCCACGGCAACCGCAUUAUUUGGGGGAGUUAAAACUAAUUACAAAGUUGUUGGAGUCGAUGUUAACGUCAAAUUGGGAGAUUGCAAUGCCAGCUUGAAUAAAAAUUAUCACGUUGAUUCAAUAAUAUCUUUAGCCCAGGCUUCGGGCAAGGCUACAGGAUUUGUAACGACUACAAGAGUGACUCAUGCGACUCCAGCUCCACUAUAUGCUCAUUGUCCUAAUCGACGAUGGGAAUGCGAAGCUAAUAUACCAAAAAAUAUAACUGCUUGCAAGGAUAUUGCGAGACAGCUCAUCGAAAAUGAGCCUGGUAGAAACAUCAAGGUAAUAAUGGGUGGCGGUAGACAGACCUUGAAGUCAAAUGUAAAGCCUGGUAAAUAUGAUCCAAUCGAUACAUGGGCUUGUUACAGUACUGAUGGUAGAGAUUUGAUAAAGGAUUGGGCAGAGGAUAAACGAAUAAGAAAUCUUACGUACGAAGUGGUCGAAAAUAAUGAACAAUUAUCGAGAGUAAAUACGGAUAAAAUUGAUUAUUUGCUUGGUAUAUUUGCCAAUGGUCAUAUUAAGAUGGAUUGGGAGAGAGAGAAAGGACCAGAAGGACAACCAAGUUUAGAGGAAAUGACUGUAACUGCUUUGAAGAUCCUUCAAAAGUCAUCUAAUGGUUAUGUUUUGAUGGUCGAAGGUGGAUUGAUCGAUUACGCUCAUCAUCGUGGACAUGCCGGCGAAGCUUUACGAGAAACCGUUCGUUUUUCGGACGCCAUUAAUGCUACUGUUAACAUGAUUGAUACUGAAGACACUUUGGUCAUAGUAACCAGCGAUCAUACUCAUUCUAUGAGCUUUAAUGGUUACAGCGAUCGUGGUUCAUCGAUUUUAGGUAUUGCACAAAAAUCCAAAUAUGAUGGGAUACCUUACACGACCUUAACUUACAGCACUGGUGGUCCAAAUAAUGCAGCUUACAUGAUAUCAAACACGACUAAUCUUUUAACAAGAAUCGAUCCUUCUACUCAAAACACUACAGCGUUUAAUUAUAGUCAACAAGCUGCUAUCGUGUCCGAUGAAGCUUAUCAUGGAGGAGGAGAUGUAGCUAUUUAUGCUAUAGGUCCAUCGGCCCAUCUUUUCCAUAGUGUUCAUGAGCAAAAUUUUGUUGCCCACGUGAUAAUAUAUGCUGCUGAUCUUGGAAAUUAUACAAGUGGUAGUGAACAAAAUGCAAUAUCUAAUACUUUUUUCUAUUUCUGUCUACUUCUACUUAUUUUUACAUUGUUUACUACUACUAUCUUCGCGGUACAUAGAUAACAAAGAAAAAAAAAACAAAAAAGUAGACGCGAUGAAAGGUAAAUCCCGCAGUAUUUUCUAUGAAUUCAUUUACUUUCUUUUUCUUUACCUUUUCUUUUUUCUUACUUUCUUUCUUUUAUUUAAUUUUAUUUUUACUUUUUAUUUUAUUUUUUAUUUUAUUUUAUUUUUUUUUUUAUUUUCAACUUAUCAACGAAAACUGCGAUAUCCGAAAAUGGUAUGUUUAAAAAGAAAUUUAUUAUAUACGCCUUUAUGUCU
Vespa velutina is the source of this 2775-nucleotide messenger RNA. RefSeq names its product alkaline phosphatase-like. Gene Ontology annotation, biological process: dephosphorylation. The coding region runs from base 928 to 2520 and encodes 530 amino acids. Gene Ontology annotation, molecular function: alkaline phosphatase activity. The record is from RefSeq and is a predicted model, not a curated record. Lineage: Eukaryota; Metazoa; Arthropoda; Insecta; Hymenoptera; Vespidae. The transcript has 8 exons.